Toxotes jaculatrix (banded archerfish) is the source of this 3093-nucleotide messenger RNA. RefSeq names its product wingless-type MMTV integration site family, member 6b (gene wnt6b). The record is from RefSeq and is a predicted model, not a curated record. The coding region runs from base 765 to 1832 and encodes 355 amino acids. Lineage: Eukaryota; Metazoa; Chordata; Actinopteri; Toxotidae. Gene Ontology annotation, biological process: neuron differentiation; canonical Wnt signaling pathway; cell fate commitment. Gene Ontology annotation, molecular function: cytokine activity; frizzled binding. Gene Ontology annotation, cellular component: extracellular region. The transcript is spliced from 4 exons.
UGAGCCGGGUCCUCCUAAAACUAAUUGCAGUUUCUUUCUCUCUCCCCCUCUGAGUGACAGCGAGGAUUUCGCUGCGCCCGGAGCGACGUCACACCAAGGUGGAAGAAGACGUGCGCAUUUUUCCUCCCUUUAUCAUCCAAAGAAAACACGCCGACAGUCUGUGGCGCACAGACGCCUCUACCUGCAGCCGGUGCGCACCGAAAACUCGGGGCGCGCAGAGAACGAGCGACAUCCAGCAGCACCAAAAAGACCAACAUUUCUUUUCUGUGUGGAAAACAGCAGGUCUUUUCUUCUUCGUCGUUAAUACCAUUUCAUCGUUCUAAACAAUAAAAAAAGAGUAGACACUCCGAAUGACCUCACAGCCACUGCUGUUUCGUGCGCUGUUUCUCGCCCACAGAGGACUUUACUGCUCUGUCACUUCUCUUUCCUCCUUCAGACCGUGGUGAAAACAUGUGAUGUGCUGCGACAGAUAGAGCAGAGCGACAAUGAAGAGGUUAACCACACCUUUGAAAGCGGACGUCUCUUCAGUAGCCUCCUGACCAACUUUGCUGCGCAUUAAGAUGCGCCCGACGGAAGAGGAGCUGGAUGAUGGACUCUCUUUGCGCUCUCGUUGACAGACAGUUUCCAGUGAGAUUCCUCUGAGUCGUACCGUCAGAAAACAGGGACCUCCUAUGUAUUUCAGAAAUAAUCCAACUCGGUGUUGGCUGGGCUGAGUCAGUUUAAACUUUGCUGGGGAAUCUCCUUGAGGAUUUGCUGCGUUCAACAUGACGGUUCGUCUGUCACGGAUCCAACUGGCCUUGUUCUUUAUCUUGCUCUGUCCGGUCAAUAUCAUCGGACUCUGGUGGGCGGUGGGCAGUCCGCUGGUGAUGGACCCCAACAGUAUCUGCAGGAAGGCGAAGCGUCUGGCAGGGAAGCAGGCUGAGCUGUGCCAGACACAGCCGGAGAUUGUCAGUGAGGUGGCCAAAGGAGCCAGGCUGGGCGUCAGGGAGUGCCAGUACCAGUUCAGGUACCGCAGGUGGAACUGCACCAGCCACAACAAGUACUUCGGCAAAAUACUGCAGCAAGAUAUCCGGGAGACAGCAUUUGUUUAUGCCAUCACGGCAGCUGGGGUGACCCACGCUGUGACCCAGGCCUGCAGUAUGGGAGACCUCCUGCAGUGUGGCUGCGAGGCCACCAGGAACAAAGCACCUCCAAGGCCGCCUUCAUCCUCCUCACCUGGGGAUGGAGUCAAGUGGGAGUGGGGGGGCUGCGGAGAUGAUGUGGAGUUUGGUUAUGAAAAGUCAAAACAGUUUAUGGAUGCGAAGAGAAGAAGAGGCAAGAGCGACAUCAGGACGCUCAUUGACCUGCACAACAACGAGGCUGGGCGGCUGGCGGUGAAGCUCUACAUGCGGACAGAGUGCAAAUGCCACGGACUGUCAGGCUCGUGCACCUUGCGCACGUGCUGGAAAAAGAUGCCUCAUUUCCGUGAGGUAGGCGACCGUCUGCUGGAACGCUUCAACGGCGCUUCCAAGGUGAUGGGCGGCAACGAUGGUAAGACCCUGAUCCCUGUUGGCCAAAAUAUAAAGCCACCAGAUAAGCAGGAUCUGAUCUACUCAGAUGAGUCGCCCGAUUUCUGCCUUGCAAAUCGGAAAACAGGUUCGCUGGGGACACGGGGCCGCAUGUGCAACAGCACAGCCAUGGACAUCAGCGGCUGUGAUCUGCUGUGCUGCGAACGUGGCUACCGGGAGGAAACAGUGGUGCUUGAGGAGAACUGUUUGUGUCGUUUCCACUGGUGUUGUGUGGUCCAGUGCAAGAAGUGCCUGGUCCGAAAAGAGCUUAGUCUCUGUCACUGAUGCAAUGAGGUUGAGUGUAGUCAGUGUGACAUGGUCAAUUAUAAUUACUUCUGUUACUUUUUGAGGUGUUUGCUUUAGUUUGGCUAGUGUGAAAGAAGGAAAGGGUUUGGACUUUCUUGGUAAUCCUUUCAAUCCCGUUUUUUUUCCACCAGUUAUUUCAUUUCAAAUAGUAUUUGACUUCCGGAGUGACAGGAGUUGCUGGAAGGCGCAGAAAAGCAAAUACAGCCACAUGGAAACAAUGGAGAGAGGGACUAAAAGAAGUAAAAUAAAGAAAUGUUUCUUUUCUGAACUACCUUAUUUUCAUUUCUUGUUUAUGAAAAAGGACCAAAGAAUGUGACAAUUUGUGUUUUCCUUCUAAUUGAAAGAGGAGGACCUGUGCGUUGAGGACCUAGACAUGACCAGCUAUCACAGUUUGUCAGUGUCUCCCCCCACUACUACCAGGUCCACAACAGAGCCUCGUGUGGAUCUAAAACCAAAGAUUCUUUAAUUGUAUAAGCUCGCCACAGUGAAAAUGAUCAAACCUUUUAGGUCUCUGAAGAUUUCCCCCGAGACUGCUUUCUACGUGUAGUAUGCUGAUAUGUCCUCCAAACUGUUGACAUUAUAUAAACAGUCCCUCAGUAACAGUACCUGUAACUAACUGUAGCCUAACCUUGUCAUGUAACAGACACACCAAACACAAAAAAGAUGCUGGUCGUGACUUUAUUUUUCUGCUACUGCAUCAGAAAAGGGAAAUGGUACCACAUUAUCAUAUUUGAAGAAUGCUGUCAACACCGUGUUUCACAGGUGUGGACUUGGCCUGCCAGCAAAGACUGUUAUUUAUAUAAAGAUAUGAUGACAAGACUACUCACUUCCAUCUCUCUCAGAAGCACUUUGGAUGCGACGGCUGCCAUGGACUUCCUCAAUAGUUUGGCAAUCAAACCUUUUGGGGUUGGCUGUUUCUUGUAAACCAAAAGAGAAACCUUUAUUUACAUUGUGUGGUAUCAAGAAAAUGUAUAUGAUGUAUUUUGUUUAUCUGUUAUGAUAUACAGGGCUAAUGUAAUAAUGCACUUUGGAUGUUAGCUUUCAUUUAAUACUGUUUGUGCGUGUGUGCGUGCGUGUGUGUGUCCGUGUGUGAGAAAGAAAGUAUGUGUGACUUUGAGUUUGUGCAAGUUGGCCAGUUAUCACCGUAUCCUUCAGCGGACAGGACCUUUUAUAUAUCUUUAAGUUGCUGUCUGAUGUUAAACUGCGUUAUGUUGGUUAUUAAAAGCACACGGCUCUUUGA